This is a messenger RNA of Saccostrea echinata, 2107 nucleotides long. RefSeq names its product SWI/SNF-related matrix-associated actin-dependent regulator of chromatin subfamily D member 1-like. The transcript has 18 exons. Lineage: Eukaryota; Metazoa; Mollusca; Bivalvia; Ostreida; Ostreidae. The record is from RefSeq and is a predicted model, not a curated record. Bases 74 to 1648 code for a protein of 524 amino acids. Gene Ontology annotation, cellular component: SWI/SNF complex; nucleus. Gene Ontology annotation, biological process: regulation of transcription by RNA polymerase II.
AUUUAACGAGAGGAAAAUAGCUUCGCCGACUUUGUUCUAACAAAGGUGGAUAAAAUCAGAUAAUUUGCAGAAAAUGAUGCAACCACAGCAUAAUCAGCAUAGAUAUCCUCAACCAGGGCCACCUGUCAGACCAUUCCAACAGCCGGGAUACCCCGGGGGACCUCCUAGACCUGGUGGUUAUGGACCUGGGCCACAAAUAGGACCUGGGGGCCCAAGGAUGAUGAGUCAUGGGGCAAUGCCACCACAUCCAUAUGCAGGAGGAUCCCCCAGUUCUAAAAAUGCUCGGUCUGAGAAAUCCAAGGACAGUUCGGCUCGUGAUAAGGGUAAAGAAACAUUAGCUGCUAUGCGCCCUGGGAUGUCCCCUGGCAUGCCUCCCCCACCACACGGGAUGCAGACCCCACAUGGAAUGGACAGGAAGCGCCCACCAGACCCCAGAGGAACUCCCCAACAAAUGAAACAGGCAAAGAAGAAAAAAAAAGUAGCAGACAAGAUUCUUCCACAGAGGGUGAGGGAUUUAGUCCCGGAGUCUCAAGCCUACAUGGAUCUGCUGGCUUUUGAGAGGAAGCUGGAUGCUACUAUUAUGAGAAAAAGACUAGAUAUUCAGGAAGCUCUGAAACGCCCAAUGAAGCAAAAGAGAAAGUUACGAAUUUUCAUUUCCAAUACAUUUUACCCGGCAAAAGCUGAAGGGGAGGACGGAGAUGAGACUGUUGCAUCCUGGGAACUUAGAGUGGAAGGGAGGCUACUAGAAGACGCAGCCAGUGCUAAGUUGAAUGAUACCAGUAAAAUGAAAAGGAAGUUCUCCUCUUUCUUUAAGAGUUUGGUGAUAGAAUUAGACAAGGAACUCUACGGUCCAGAUAACCAUCUGGUAGAGUGGCAUAGGACUCCUACAACACAAGAGACAGAUGGAUUUCAGGUCAAACGUCCAGGGGACCAAAAUGUUAAAUGCACUGUCCUUUUGAUGCUUGACUAUCAGCCACCCCAGUUUAAGUUAGACCCACGGUUGGCUCGUAUCUUAGGCGUACAUACUCAGACUCGCCCAGUGAUUAUCAAUGCCCUUUGGCAGUACAUUAAAACACACAGUCUACAGGAUCAUCAUGAGAGGGAGUACAUCAACUGUGACAAGUACCUGGAACAGAUAUUUGAGUGCAAGAGAAUGAAGUUUGCUGAGAUACCAGGGAAGCUUCACAGUCUAUUGAUGCCACCAGACCCGAUAGUGAUCAACCAUGUCAUAACUGUUGAAGGUCCAGAUGCCAGAAAGACAGCAUGUUAUGAUAUUGAUGUAGAAGUGGAUGAUACAUUGAAACAACAGAUGAAUUCUUUCCUCCUGUCAACAGCAAGCCAACAUGAGAUAGGCUCACUAGAUUCUAAGAUACAUGAAACGGUGGAAACCAUUAAUCAGCUGAAAACUAACAGAGAAUUCUUCUUAAGUUUUGCUAAGGAUCCACAGGAGUUUAUAAACAACUGGUUAAUCUCCCAGUCCCGAGAUCUGAAGACCAUGACUGAUGUGGUAGGUAACCCUGAGGAAGAACGACGGGCCGAUUACUACUACCAGCCCUGGUCACAGGAGGCCGUCUGUCGUUACUUCUAUGGCAAGGUCCAGCAGAGAAGGAUGGAGUUGGAACAGGCUCUGGGAAUACGCAAUACAUGAGGCUCUGGGAAUACACAAUACAUGAGGCCUCGUUCUAGUGAUGACUGUACUGUAACGUAUAGAAUACAUUGUGUAAACUUGUGCACUGUUCACAAGGUACAGAAAGGAUUAUAAGGUGCUCAGUGUUGUUUAAACAGCAAAUUGGAAACUAUUUUUGUCAUUAUAAGGAACUGUGUAUUUUAAGUGAAGAUAGUGUAACUGUAUGGACUUAUCUCCUAGUGCAGCCCAAAGGGCACCUGGUCACUUCACAUUGAUCAUUGGGAAUUCAUUGAAUAUUUGUCAUUUUCUUAUUCACUACAGACAAACAAAAUGAGAUUGAAUAAAGUAUGUAAGAGAGACUCGUGUUCUAAAUUGCAACACUUUCUUCAUGUGUAAGAAGGAUAAUUCUGUGUACAUUGUUGUCAUUUAUACUUGUGUCAUUUUCAUUAGUAAAUUGUGAUAAACUAAAUGUACAACAAA